AUGAGCACGUCAUUUCUGUUUGAAAAGCUGAAUUUUCUGAUUUUGGUGGCAUCAGAGGAUGAGCUUCCCAUCGCUCACUCUACUAGAGAGCUAUUGAUGGAUAAUUCAUGUAAUAAUUGUCAAAUAUACGCGCUUUAUAACGAAGAUCUGGGGGAGACCCAGACAGAUAGAGGUUGGUUCAUGGACAAAUUCGGCCCGCAAACGGUUCAUUUUGUCAUUAGUAAUACAAUCAAGUUUCCUUUUUAUAAGGCGGUUUUUUUCGAUCUUUUGAUCCCGGUCAUAUCACAUACUUGGGUCCAGGAUUCAGUGAAGACCAAGAGACAUUUGAGAACAAAUAUGUAUUCACCUAACCCAUUUCAUUUGCUCCGAGACUGUCAAGUAUACAUUUCUAAGAGCUCGUUCAAUAAAUGUGAAUACAUCUUGUACUCCGACUUGCUUCAUUUAUUAGGUGGCACUUCAGUCAAUUACAUCUCAAACAGAACGACGCAUGUGAUUGUCCAAAGUCCCCAAGACCCAAUUAUAGAAACAGUCAAUAAAUUGACUUUUGGCUCUUUCUCUUCUUCAUCGACCAACAAGCACACAGAAAAGCCUUUAAGAGAAUGGAAAUUUGUCUACCCAACAUGGUUAUUAUAUCAUUUCAAAAUGGCAGAGCCCUUAACAGGAGAACUUGCUACUUUGUGUGAGCUUGAUAUGCAGGAUACCAGUGACGAGCAGCUUUUCGCUAAAUGGGAAGAAGUUAUUGGUGAUAAGCAGACAUCGUCCUCGCAGCUUACUCUCCAUCCAAACAAAACGUUAUUCAAAAAUCACCACUUUGUUAUUUCACCAGAUUUAAACUUCUUCACACCUUUAUAUUGGUUUCUAAAAGGAUUUAUCGAAAAUUUGGAUGGUAAAGUAACUCCAUUGAGUUUUUCUGACGAUCUGAAUUCUGUUUACGAAGCUUCUCCUGAUAUUGACUGUUAUAUUGGCCACUCUUCCAAUUCACCAAUACUAGAGAAAGCCGAAAGCAUUAAACCGGAAGUUCAUGUUGGAAAUGUAAGUUGGUUGUUCUAUAUGUUUGCGCUUCAACAAUUUAUACCUGUAUCGCAAUGUAAACUUAUUCACCAACCAUUUCAUGCGAAAUUAUUUACUUCUAAAGAAUUAACAGUCGCUUACACUAAUUAUUUCGGCGCUCAAAGGUUUUAUAUUCAGAGAUUAGUGGAAAUUUUAGGAGGACUUAGUACACCUGAACUAACAAAGAAAAACACACACCUGAUAACAAAGAAUACAAUUGGAAAAAAGUUCAAAGUCGCAAAGAAAUGGUCACUGGACCCACAAAACGCCGUCAUUGUUACAAAUCAUAUGUGGUUAGAACAAUGUUAUAUGAACAAUUCUAAGCUAAAUCCUAAAGACAGUAGAUAUCAAAAUUUUAAAUUAGAUGACAACAUGAGAUGGAAUAUUGGUCAAACAGGAAUGGUCCAUUCAUCUCUCCCAACUUCAAAAAUCCUAUCGAUGGCAGCCGUCAAUAAGCAAUCCAUAUCAAGGAAUUUAUCCCCUAUAAAAGACCAAACUGGGGAUGACACUAAUAUACUACCAAGAAAAGAUGACACGCCCACCAGUAGUUUUGUGAACUCAAUUGAUGAAAAAAUCGAUAAAUUACAAAAAAUUUCGAGGGAAGUGGCUGUAGCUCAUCCUGCAAAUUUGGAACGGGACUCUGAUUCCAGACCUUCAACAGUAAAUUCUCCAUCAACUGACAAUGCAACGGUCAAUUCGCAAAAAAGAGACUCAAACUCUGAUAUUAGUGUGAAAACAAAGGAGGUUGAAAAUCCCAUCGCAGAGCAUGAUGCCACUAAGAGCGAAGAAAUGAGGGAGCAGUCACAUAAGAAUGACAUCGAUUAUAAGAAAGAAGAAGAGGAGACAAUAUCUCAAAUUCAGCUCGGACAGCGAAUCAAAGAAGAGAGUGAGCAUUCGAAGAAAAAUGAAAAGAAGGGAUUAACGAAUAAAUGUUACACCGAAAUAGAUGAGAUCAUAAAAGAAAAGCAAGAAGACGAAGAUGCAGGAAAGCCGAAUUCAAUGGAAGAUGCCAAUUGUCAAAAAGAAACUGAUAAAUUCUCUCAUUUGUUUGAAGGAUUAUCUGAUAAUAAUGAUGGCAUUGAUGAGAACAAAUCGGCCGUUAAUUCCGGGUAUACGACACCAAAAACAUCUCAAAUAAAUGUUAAGAGUGGCAUUGAUACUCCAAUUACUACGCAAACGCAAGCUUUCACACCUUCAAGUAGCAAUUCAAGGUUGGCAAAGACACAAGCUGCCAAGAGAUUGCAUACAGAUAUUGAAUCAUUAAAUGAGUUUCAGAAAAACUUUAAAAGGAAAAGAAUCGAUACCGAGGAGGUUUUAUUGCCUCAAGAAGUUGAAAAAUCAAAUAGCAACAAACAAUUGACUGUUAAAGCGGAAAAGAUAUUAAGCAGGUUUAAUGAAUUACCUAAUUAUGACCUAAAAGCGGUUUGCACCGGUUGUUUCCAUGAUGGGUUUAAUGAAGUUGACAUAGAAAUUUUAAGCCAAUUAGGUAUAAAGAUUUUUGACAAUAUUAAUGAAACGGAAAGGCUGAAUUGCAUUUUUGCUCCAAAGAUUUUGAGAACCGAGAAAUUUUUAAAAAGCUUGAGUUUUGAACCAUUGAAGUUUGCAUUACAACCUGAAUUUAUCAUCGAUCUACUGAAACUAAUCCACUCUAAAAAGGAAAAGCCCUUUCAAAUAAAUUUAAACUUAUUUGAUUACGAGAUUAAUGGAAUUGAUGAGAGUAUAAUAUCAAAGACCAAACUGCGUACUAAGGUGUUCGAGAGAGCGAACAUUGGAUGUAUUAACUUAGUGAAUGAUAUACCGGGUGGUGUGGAUACAAUAGGUUCUGUUCUAAAAGCGCAUGGAAUUAAAAAAAUCAACGUUUUACGCAGUAAGAAAUGUACUUUUGAAGACAUAAUGCCUAAUGAUGUUUUCAAGCAAGGACAUGGAGGCAUUUUUAAAUACGUACUUAUCGUCACUAAAGCUUCCCAGGUUAAAAAAUUUACUAAAUUAAUAAACGAUCAUGAUAAGAACGCAACAAUUUUGAUUGUUGAAUGGAAUUGGUGUGUUGAAUCCAUUUUUCAUCUCAAUGUUGACUUUACAGCAAAGAAAAAUGUUUUAUACCAAAAGAAAAAAUAA
Molecule: messenger RNA, 3165 nt
Organism: Saccharomyces paradoxus
Lineage: Eukaryota; Fungi; Ascomycota; Saccharomycetes; Saccharomycetales; Saccharomycetaceae
Gene: RTT107
Product: Rtt107p
Exons: 1
Coding region: 1-3165 (1054 amino acids)
Biological process (GO): double-strand break repair; DNA double-strand break attachment to nuclear envelope
Cellular component (GO): Cul8-RING ubiquitin ligase complex; nucleus
Source: RefSeq, a predicted model, not a curated record